Messenger RNA from Amoebophrya sp. A120, 3348 nucleotides. Lineage: Eukaryota; Dinophyceae; Syndiniales; Amoebophryaceae. The record is from the annotation of a GenBank genome assembly.
CUGACCCAGAAGCUGCAUUGAGAUUUCCAUUUGUCAAUUAACAAGUGUGGAGGACGAACUGGAUAAAAGGACCCGAGUCAUCUUCAUUUUCUAUAAUGGCAGCGGAGCCGGCCAAGCGCCGGUUGGUGCUGCAUUUCAACUUGCCACGAACACUGCUCGUCGGAGAUCCCGAUGGCAAGGGAAACGCGGAGGAACGCAUAAUCACGACCGAGUUGGCCUUAAAAACCGCACUCGCCGACCAGGCGUGGGGGAUAGUCGAAGGUACUUAGCAUGCUAGUGUUGAGUAGGUUUUUUGUUUGACGAUGAUAGAUCUUGUGAGUAAGAUAUUAUGAAACACUGUGCGUGCACCGAAAUGAUCGAAAAAAUCGGUUGCUCCUGUAUGUAAGUCUAAAAAUUCCACUAGAUGAGGAGUUCGUCCUGUCGCACCCGGAUGUGCAAGUGGAGCGACCAUCAGACGAGAUGUACUCCUACACCGAGUUUCUUACGAUGAAGUUUCCGAUUCAGGGGCAAUCAAAAUUCACACAAGACGAAAACCGACAGGUACUUACUACGUAGACAGAUGAAAAUCUUGAUAGGUUUGAGAAUUGCGAAGCUGUAUACUUUCAGCUUUUGCUCAUGCUGUUGAUGAUGAAUCUUGACCUUGAGUGUCUGCAUUUGCUCUACCAGCCGCUGCGCAUGAACUCAUCAAGAACAAACAGAAACGUUAAAUGAUAUCAGCUUCACGAGCAGAUGAUUCUGGAGUUUGUCAAGACGGGCCCUGGCGCCAAACUCCGCGCGUCGUUCGACCAGAUGGUAAAGGCGAUCGCCUUUCCGAAGCCGCUCGCCAAGGCGUUGAACAUGGCCGUGCCAAUACUAGAUGAGACGAGUUUAUGAAAGUGUCAGAAUCGAAAUUGACAAAAUCGAAAAAUUUGUGAUGCACAAAAUCGAUACCAGUUGGAAGCCCAAUUUCCAAGCAGUGCAUGACAAGUUUCGGCGUCAUCGAAAUCCAAUUUGUCAUGCCUGCUAGCGAAAGAAGGCAUCCUUUGUCAUGCUACUUUAGCAGCUGCUCUAUCCCAGCAAACCCCAAACAGGGUAGUUACAAUCGGCCUCACUUGCAAUAUCCCUGCAAGACAGUCACUUCGUGCCUUGCAUUUUAUGCAUCACAGAUUAUUUCAACUUUUUCGAUUUCGAUCCUGACACUCCCAUAGAGUUCCGAAGACUGCAAGUACCAACCGGACAAGGGGAAAGAGAAUCUAACCCGGUUCGGCCGCUACAUCUUCGUGCCGGCUUUUUUCACACUGAUUCAAACUUUGACCAAGGAAAAGCGGGAUUUCUCCAUCGUGUUCCACUCCAUGAGCGCCGACGUGCUAGACGAGGCGGUGUUGGAAAUGAAUGCCUACGCCAAUGUAUAAAAUGCAAAUAUGUCUGGGUCUCGAAGAAUGCGGAUUUGUCAUGCAGUUUUUCCAUGGCACAGGGGGUCUGGAAUGCAGUACCUAGCAUGACAGAUUCUGUGUGAUCUCUAUCAUGCCUAUUCUGCAUGAAAAACCCCCUCCCAACUUGGGCAAAAGUGGACGACUUUUGGUAAUCAUGCAAGAUAGAUUUUUGCAUGAUUCACAUUUAGCAUGACAAGUUGCAUUCGUCCAGACGCAGACAUAUUUGCAAUGCAUACCAUGGCGAGCACCCCUGCUUCAACGGGCAGAACAAAACAAAAAAGGCGCUAUUCAACGGGGAGAAGGGGAGCAAGGACUUGCGCGUGCAGCCCAUGGAUAGAGGAGUUUUAGCCAGAAGAGCCAUGACGCUCGAGUUCCAGCAAAGACCACAGCAGCUGCCAAAGUAUUGCCAUGAUGUGAGUGCUAUUCCUAUGUAUCCAUUAGCAUUGCAAAAGUUGUGUCGUAUUUCUGAUGUGAUUGUGAAUUGCAUGACAAAUCUUCACCGCAAUCUAACAAAAUUCGUCGUGCUAGAUCACGUAGAAGAUGCGAUUUGUCUUGUACGUCACGCAUCUUCAAUCAACUACAUUUCUCAGGCCCGGCGAGGAUUUUCCGCUAAUGUUCGAGCCGACGGUGCUGAAAAAGGGCGCAGCCAUCUACUCCGGUUUAGUGCACCGGGUGUGCACAGAGUCCGGGUGCGCGGCGAUUCUGCACGACCAGGAGUAUUGGGUCUCUGACAAGAAGAACGGCGGGAAGCUUUUUUUCGUUGACACGGGCGACUCCCUGGAGGAUGUGCAGCAGAUCUUCUUCGACGGGUCAGUGUCUGCGAAAGAUCCAUCGGCGUUGCGCAUGCAGGAUGUGGUCACUAACGAGGCGUUUGACCACUCCAGUGAAACCUUCAACAACGUCUACGUCCACUACGUCGAGGACGUGCGGCAGCUGGUGCUGAACCCGCUGUACUUUGUCGAGCAAGUCGCGGCUUGUGAAAGCCAGUUCGAGAAGUUCGUGGAAAAGUCCCGGGCGAUAUGAAUGUGCACAACUCCCCCUCCCCCUCAUUUGUCAUGCAAAAUUCCAAAUCCACCUUUUGCCUGUUAGCACUGUUUGCAUGACAGAUUCGGGAAUCCAAAACAGCACGACAGUCUACUUCUAGGAAUUUGUCAUGCAAAUGCUGCAUCUUUGCCAGCGGCAGCGCUUGUGUUGCUGUUCAUGCAACGCAAGUGAGGGGGAGGGGGAGUUGUGCACUCUCAUAGGCGAAACUCACUGCUUCCACCCUGCACCCGUUACUGGAUUUGCUGAAGGAGGGCGGGGCCGGGCUGGACGAGCAGGCGCUGCUGAAAAAGGCGUUGGCCGACAAGGGGGCCAAGGACUACCUCUACGCAACGGUAAUUCCGGUUUUGUUCGGGGGGCUGGAGCAAGUGGCCAAGUUCCGCCCAGACGACCCGUGCGAAUUCUUGGCGUUUUACCUCAUGCGACACGCGAACGGGUACAACCGAACGCUGCGGCUCGAGGAUUGAUAGAAGGAGGGGAUGUUGGAUGAGACUUUAAAUCCAAUUAUAGGAUUCAGAUGACCUCCCGUCCACCAUGUUUUUGUAAAGUGAUUGUACCAACCUCCAGAACCAGAUUCAGAUACAACGACCCCGUUGAAUAAUUAUAAUUAAACACUCGCAAAAAUAGACACAACAUUACAAUUCAAUUCAGAACGCUUAAGAGCCAAGUGCUGCGCGAUUCAGCAUCGCUGGCAGUGAAGAUUCGUUUAGAUUUCAUAACCAAGGAUUUCAGGAGAACACGAACAGUGAGUACUGACACUGAGUUUGAAGAUCGUCGGAGAAAAUGCGACAAAUUUUGAACACCUGUACCAAAGAACCACCGCUGCGAGAAACGACGCAGCCGCUGUGUGACGCAGGACGCAGCUUCAUGUGUUUCGAAAAAGGAACAAAUAAAA